Molecule: messenger RNA, 1983 nt
Organism: Gorilla gorilla gorilla (western lowland gorilla)
Lineage: Eukaryota; Metazoa; Chordata; Mammalia; Primates; Hominidae
Gene: CYB5D2
Product: cytochrome b5 domain containing 2
Exons: 4
Coding region: 574-1368 (264 amino acids)
Cellular component (GO): membrane; endomembrane system
Source: RefSeq, a predicted model, not a curated record
GCUGCCGCCAUCUUUGUUGGGGCUGACAACCUGCAAGCCAAGAAGUACGAGAAGGGCCAGGUGCGGUGGCUCACGCCUGUAAUCCCAGCACUUUGGGAGGCCGAGACGGGUGGAUCACCUGAGGUCAGGAGUUCGAGACCAGCCUGACCAACGUGGUGAAACCCUGUUUCUACUAAAUACAAAAUAUUAGCCGGACGUGGGGGCGCGUGCCUGUAAUCCCAGCUACUUGGGAGGCUGAGGCAGGAGAAUCGCUUGAACCCGGGAGGCGGAGAUUGCAGUGAGCCGAGAUUCCGCCAGUGCACUCCAGCCUGGGCAACAAGAGCUAAAACUCUGUCUCAGAAAAAAAAAAAAAAAAAAAAAAAGUACCUGGAAAAAGUCGCAGACAGCGAGCUUUUCGCCAGUGCCAAGAUUACAGAUAAAACGAGAGAGACUAAGAGAGGGAGCGCGAGCACUAGCGCGAGAGGGAGAGAGCGAGAGCGCGCGCGCCGAUGACGUCACGCUCGGCGUCUCGGCCAUCUUAGCUGUAGAUAGAGGCGGCAACUUCGGAAGUGCGGAGCGGGUGGGCCUAUAUAGAUGCUGAGGCUCGGAGGCCGUGGGCUUUUGUUGGGCCUGGCUGUAGCCGCAGCAGCGGUGAUGGCAGCACGGCUUAUGGGCUGGUGGGGUCCCCGCGCUGGCUUUCGCCUUUUCAUACCGGAGGAGCUGUCUCGCUACCGCGGCGGCCCAGGGGACCCGGGCCUCUACUUGGCGUUGCUCGGCCGUGUCUACGAUGUGUCCUCCGGCCGGAGGCACUACGAGCCUGGGUCCCACUAUAGCGGCUUCGCAGGCCGAGACGCAUCCAGAGCUUUCGUGACCGGGGACUGUUCUGAAGCAGGCCUCGUGGAUGACGUAUCCGACCUGUCAGCCGCUGAGAUGCUGACACUUUACAAUUGGCUUUCAUUCUAUGAGAAGAAUUAUGUGUGUGUUGGGAGGGUGACAGGACGGUUCUACGGAGAGGAUGGGCUGCCCACCCCGGCACUGACCCAGGUAGAAGCCGCGAUCACCAGAGGCUUGGAGGCCAACAAACUACAACUGCAGGAGAAGCAGACAUUCCCGCCGUGCAACGUGGAGUGGAGCUCAGCCAGGGGCAGCCGGCUCUGGUGCUCCCAGAAGAGUGGAGGUGUGAGCAGAGACUGGAUUGGCGUCCCCAGGAAGCUGUAUAAGCCAGGUGCUAAGGAGCCCCGUUGCGUGUGUGUGAGAACCACCGGCCCCCCUAGUGGCCAGAUGCCGGACAACCCUCCACACAGAAAUCGUGGGGACCUGGACCACCCAAACUUGGCGGAGUACACAGGCUGCCCACCGCUAGCCAUCACAUGCUCCUUUCCACUCUAAGCCGUAGCCUUUUCUGUUGAUAACACACAGAGAGCUCUGCCAAGCACCUGAGUAGGCCCUUGACACUUGUGUGCCCUGCGAUGCCUCCUGGCGCGAAUCAGGAGGGUCUGGAAGGACUCUGGCUAUAUUCUGCAAAUGUGGCUCAUGCCCCUUACCGUGGCUCGGCGUUGUGGUGCCUGAGGGACAGCCGGCCACCUGCCCAGUACUGGUCAGCUUUUCACCACUAUUCCCUUUGACCUACUGGCCAUCUUCCUCACAGCCCUCAGAUAUCAACGGGCACAAAUAAGACCAACUCAAUUUCCACUUGAAUUUACGACCAAAAGCCUGCUGAGUUGAUUACAGCUGGGCCAAUACAGUAAGAGGCAAUAACAAAUUAGCGUGGGUUGAUUCUGGAAUUGGAAAAGCUUUUGCUUGUAUGGAUACAGCAAAUCCAGAUGUCUCUGAACAAAGCAACAAUUUAAAGCAACGACAUUUUCUCUCCUUUAAGCACUUAAAAUCAGGUGUGGUAUGUUUUCAAAGGCAGAAGUCUGCAUUUUGAGCAAAAGGUGGCUUCCCAGCUCUAACAAGGUAACUGGUUAGCAUGACAUUAAAGCUUGGGCAAGGCUUCAAACUUAA